Molecule: messenger RNA, 1783 nt
Organism: Arabidopsis thaliana (thale cress)
Lineage: Eukaryota; Viridiplantae; Streptophyta; Magnoliopsida; Brassicales; Brassicaceae
Product: Nucleoside transporter family protein
Exons: 2
Coding region: 217-1386 (389 amino acids)
Biological process (GO): nucleoside transmembrane transport
Cellular component (GO): membrane; plasma membrane
Molecular function (GO): nucleoside transmembrane transporter activity
Source: RefSeq, marked reviewed
UGUACUACUAGCUAUGAUCUCUAGAGCCAUAUCAAAGAAUCGUAAUCCCGAAUAUAUAAUGCUAAGAUGUGACUCGUGUUGGUCUUGCUACCACCAAAUCUCACAACCAUCUAAUCAAAUCCCUAUCACACUCACUUGCUUUAUAAUGAAACCAACAUCGGAAAGAUUUCAAGAACGCAAAGUAGUGAGAUCAAGAGAGAAAAAAGGGGAGUUACAAUGGUUGAUGAGAAAGUGAUUGUUGAUGAAGUUGAGACAAGAGACGCUUAUAGAGUUGCGUACGUGAUCCAUUUCUUGUUGGGUGCUGGUAGUUUAAUACCAUGGAACGCUUUGAUCACUGCCGUUGAUUACUUUGGCUACUUGUACCCGGACAAGCAUGUAGAGAAGACUUUCACUGUGGCUUACAUGAGCUGUUCGGUUCUUGUUUUGGUUUUGAUGAUGACUUGGAACACAAGGAUGAGCUACAGAGUGAGGAUGAACUUGGGGUUUUCCAUGUUCAUCAUCGCCAUGAUGAUUUCUCCCCUUAUAGAUUGGGUCUGGAAAGGUGAAAAGGGUGAGAAUGUUUCUUACAUGUUGAUGGUUGGAUCAGUCGUACUCUGUGGUUUAGCUGAUGGAGUGGUUGGAGGAAGUUUGAUUGGUUCAGCCGGAAAGCUUCCUAGACAGUACAUGCAAGCAAUUUUUGCCGGCACUGCCUCUUCAGGUAUUAUCAUCUCCCUCCUUAGGAUUGCGACUAAAGCUUCGCUGCCACAAACACCGCAGGGGAUGCGAACCAGUGCUCAUUCCUAUUUCAUAGUCAGCUCUACCAUCCUCCUAUGUUGCUUCAUUUCUUGUAACGUGCUACACAAGCUACCAGUAAUGCAACAACACCUCAAGUUUCAUCAACCUUUGCAUUCGACUCUGACAAUAUGGAUGGUUGGGAGGAAAAUCAAGUGGCCAGCUUCGGGUAUGCUAAUAAUCUACUCUGUUACCUUAUCGAUAUUUCCAGGAUUUAUAGCUGAGAAUUUGAAGUCCCAACUUCUCCAAAGUUGGUAUCCCAUUUUGCUCAUCACUGUGUACAACAUAUCGGAUUUCGUAGGCAAGUCACUCACCGCACUCUAUCUAUGGCAAAGUAUAAAAUCGGCUACAUGGGCUUGUAUCGUUAGGCUUCUCUUUUAUCCUCUUUUCUCUGCAUGUCUACGUGGACCAAAAUGGUUAAGAACAGAAGUGCCAGUGGUUGUCUUGACGUUCAUGCUAGGUCUUACCAACGGCUACCUCACUAGCGUGCUCAUGAUCAUGGCUCCCAAAACGGUUCAUGCAUCAGAAGCAGAACUUGCAGCCAUCUUCAUGGUUGUUUUUCUAGGACUAGGUCUUGUUUGUGGCUCUGUUAUUGGUUGGCUCUGGCUCAUCUGAACCUUAUAUUGAAAUUCAUCAGAACUUAUUUUGUCAAAAAGUCGAGCAUAUAUGAAGCUAGCACAAUGAGUUUCGCAAACUUUUUGUUUCACUCUACCUCAUAUUCGAGUACUAUAGACUACUUUAAUAUAUUGUGAAAAAGUAAAUACUACUACUUUGCCUGAAUCAAUAUUUCCCCAAAAAUACUUUAGCGAGCACAAUGUAUGUGCCAGUGUUCUGAUUAGUAAUUACAAAAUCAAUAAAUAAGAAAGGGGGAAAAAGGAGUCAAAAGUCCACUUGCGGUGUGUCCUUACCUUGUCUUGAUUGGUGGAACCUUUUUUUAUUAGAGUCUACGUGUGAAAUAUUAUAAAUAUAUUUACCUGUAUAAUAAAUCGUUUAAUGAAUUUCUUGGAUAUAC